Necator americanus (New World hookworm) is the source of this 1314-nucleotide messenger RNA. RefSeq lists its product as uncharacterized. Gene Ontology annotation, biological process: proteasome-mediated ubiquitin-dependent protein catabolic process. The coding region runs from base 1 to 1314 and encodes 437 amino acids. Gene Ontology annotation, molecular function: protein binding. The record is from RefSeq and is a predicted model, not a curated record. Gene Ontology annotation, cellular component: SCF ubiquitin ligase complex. NCBI's taxonomy places the organism in Eukaryota, Metazoa, Nematoda, Chromadorea, Rhabditida, Ancylostomatidae. The transcript has 12 exons.
AUGUUCUCGAAGGAACGUCUCCCGUUACGAUUUCCUGUAAAUCGUGAAGAACCAGUUCGCAGACAAGAACAAGCAGCAGUAGCAUUCACUUGUUCCUGCCCUGAUUUUGCGCUGCAGCUUGGCUUUUCGAGCUCGACCUCAUCAGUUUGCUAUGCUCACAAUUAUUAUGUAUCCGCAGUCCAGUGCUAUAGUGAUGAACACUGCUUAUCAAACACCGUUAUGGAUUGGCUUCGAGGACGGAUGUUUUUUGGUGGAGGUUCAUCGAACGCAUCGUCUGCUGACGACGAGGAACGGCGUCUCGUCGAACAACCGUCAACCUCCUCAACACGGAAGCGUUCUAUGAUGGGGGCGAAACAAUCAGCACACGGAGAUAAUCAAGGCUAUGAAGUAUCUCCAGUAGGAGAGACGUGCCCAUCACGUGGUGCUUCAACUUCCGGUGUGGCUGCACCAGGAAUGCCAGCUCCAGACGACCGCUCUAGAUCCACUGUACACUACAAACUGCAUAGUCGUGGUGUCCCGCAGAGGACACUUUCGCCAGCCCAUCCACAUGCUGCGCCAUGUGCAUUGGACGACAUGCUGCGGCCGGCAAAAUUCGACUACAUUCUCAAUUCUCAACAUCUGAUCGAUCGGCAAACACAAGAAAUGCACGCAUGGAAUCCUGACGAUCGGUCGCUAAACAUCUUCGUGAAGGACGAUGACUGCUUUACAUUUCAUCGACACCCAGUUGCUCAGAGUACAGACUGCAUUAGAGGCAAGAUGGGUUACUCAAGUGGAUUUCACGUCUGGCAGUUGGAAUGGCCACAGCGACAAAGAGGAACUCAUGCGGUUGUCGGGGUUGCAACGAAGGCUGCUGCCUUGCACGCGAUGGGAUACACUUCGUUGAUAGGCACAAACACGGAAAGUUAUGGCUGGGAUCUCACACGUGCCGAAUGUCAUCAUGAUUCGAAGAACUGUAGUCCGUGGCAGUACCCCACCGGAGUCCCUAUGCGACCCGACAACUUUCCUAUUCCUGACAAGUUCUACUGUAUUCUUGACAUGGACGAUGGCUACAUGGCAUUUGCAACCGAUCAACACUAUCUGGGGGUUGCCUUUCGAAAUCUUCAGGGAAAAACACUGUAUCCUAUUGUUUCUGCUGUAUGGGGUCACUGCGAAAUAACAAUGAAGUAUCUUGGAGGCAUUGAACCUUCUCCUCGACCUCUCAUGGACAUCUGCCGUAGAGCGAUUCGUGUCGAACUGGGACGUCAUCGUCUACAUCGGGUCGACGAGUUGCGGCUGCCUCCGCCUCUGAAACGCUUCAUUCUUUACCGGAAAUAA